This is a messenger RNA of Salmo salar (Atlantic salmon), 5477 nucleotides long. RefSeq names its product NHL repeat containing 2 (gene nhlrc2). NCBI's taxonomy places the organism in Eukaryota, Metazoa, Chordata, Actinopteri, Salmoniformes, Salmonidae. The record is from RefSeq and is a predicted model, not a curated record. Gene Ontology annotation, molecular function: protein binding.
AUCCUAUAUAUUAAUGAGAGCACCAUUUUUGACUGAAUUAAUUCCAUAUACAAAUUAUUGCUAAUUUUGUCACUGUUAAAAAAUGCUGGUGCAGAAUAUAGCAUUGACUUUACUCAAUGAAAUUGUGGUUGGAAAGAUGGCGUCCAAGUGCAACCUUUCUGCUUUAUUUCCAAUCCAGAGCCAGUUGGACUCCGCCCUGGACAACGCUACGAACCAACAAGAGAAAGAAAACCUUGUCUACCAGUACUUGAGAAAACUAGACGACAACGAUGACUUGAGGAUUCCCGAUUUUGACGAAGGUCUCGAAUGGCUGAACACAGAAGGUCCCCUUUCUUUCACAAGAGAGCUUGCUGGUAAAGUGGUGGUGUUGGACUUCUUUACUUACUGCUGCAUAAACUGCAUCCAUAUCCUACCUGACCUGCAUCAGCUGGAGAAAAAGCAUUCUGUCAAAGAUGGGCUUGUUAUCGUGGGUGUCCACUCUGCCAAGUUCCCCAACGAAAAGGUGCUGCAGAACGUGCGGAGCGCUGUGCUCCGCUACAACAUCACCCACCCGGUGGUGAAUGAUGGAGACGCUCGGCUGUGGCAUGAGCUGGAGGUGACCUGUUGGCCCACCCUGGUGCUCAUUGGGCCCAGGGGCAACCUGCUCUUCUCGCUGGUGGGAGAGGGCCACCGUGAGCGCCUAGUGCUCUUCACCAACACCUCCCUUCGACACUACAGGGACCAGGUCCUGCUCAGUGACCACCUUGUGGGGACCAAGCUUUACAGGGAUUCUCUGCCCCCAUCACUUCUUUUGUUUCCUGGGAAGGUAGCAGUGGAUUCCAGUAGGAAGAGACUGGCUAUAGCAGAUACGGGCCAUCAUCGGGUACUGGUGGUGUCCAGCAUUGGGCUGGUGCUUUACUCUAUAGGAGGGCCUGAGAGCGGUAGGAAAGACGGUAAUCUCGACGAAGCAACCUUCUGCUCCCCACAGGGGAUUGUCAUCAAAGGAGAUACUGUCUUUGUGGCCGACACUGAAAACCAUCUGAUCAGAAAGAUUGACUUGUUGGAGGGACAGGUCAGCACCCUAGCAGGAGUGGGAUUUCAAGGCACAGACAUGGAGGGAGGGGCCAUGGGACCCCAGCAGCCUAUCAGCUCACCCUGGGAUGUGGCCCUUGGGACUGCAGGCGGUGAGGAAGAUAACAUGCUGUGGGUGGCCAUGGCAGGGACACACCAGAUCUGGGCUCUGUUCCUGGAAAAUGGGAAGCUGCCUAAAAGAAGCGAGUCCAAAGCGGGGACGUGUGUGCGCUUCGCCGGCAGUGGCAACGAGGAGAACCGCAACAACGCCUACCCCCAAAAGGCCGGCUUUGCCCAGCCCUCGGGCCUGGCCCCUGCUCCGGAGGAGCCCUGGGGGUGCCUGUACGUGGCCGACAGUGAGAGCAGCACUGUGCGCUCCCUGGCGCUGAAGGACGGCGCCGUCAAACUGCUGGUGGGGGGAGAGAGAGACCCCCUGAACCUGUUUGCGUUUGGGGACGUGGACGGGAAAGGAGUGGACGCAAAGCUCCAGCACCCCCUUGGUGUGGCCUGGGCUCCUGACCAAGGCCUCCUCUAUGUGGCGGAUUCCUACAACCACAAGAUCAAAGUGGUGGACCCAAAAACCAGGCAGUGUCUUGUUGUGGCUGGGACAGGGGAAGCUGGUGACGUGUUAGGGCCAGGGUUGACUGAGUCCAGCUUCAAUGAGCCUGGUGGCCUGUGUGUCGGGGAGGGGGGCAGGGUGCUGUAUGUAGCUGACACCAACAACCACCACAUCAAAGUCUUGGACCUGGACACCAAGACCGUGUCACUGUUCCCCAUUUCAGUGGAGGACGCGGUAGACUCUGCACCAACUAAGUCCUCUGGACCUUGUAAAGUCCCCAAACUCCCCAAAUCUGCUUCUAGGGUGACGAUGCCACCACUGGCAGUGUCACCAGGACAGACUGUCAACUUGGAGCUGGUGCUAUCGCUACCAGAGGGCACCAAGCUCACUGAAGACGCACCCAGCUUUUGGACCCUGUCAGCAGAAGGUAACGAGUGGUUGCUAGGGAACCAGGUGGUGACCGGGGACAUCCCAAAUCUUUCCCAGCCCCUCUCCAUCCCUGCCAUACUUCCAGCGGUUCUCAAGGCGACAGAGGCCAGCCCCUCCCUCACCCUGAGUGUUUGGGUUUACUGCUGUCUGGCAGGAGGCGGGGCUUGUAUGAUGAAAGCCGCCUCCUUCACGCAACCUCUCCAGAUAGGCUCUACACCCAGAAACGGCUCGGUUACCCUGAAGCUGGCUCAUGCCUUCUAACUUAACAAGCCUUUAGCCCUUCCCUCUCGUUGGGGCUUUGUGUUUCAAAUAUGUUUCAUUUUUAAAUGAAGAUUCAACUUUACCAAUGUACAAAUCCUUUUGAUAGCUCCUUUUGAACACAAACGAUAACGGUAACAAAUAAUUUAUCACAGGAGUAGAUGUUUAAACAAAGUAGAUAUCAUAAAUAGCAUGGAAAGGGUGAAGAAAAGGUCUAACCCGGACUUAAUUCAACAAACAAAGUUUGGAUACCCCCCAAAAGGAUAAGCCCACACACCCUACUUGCUUCCUUCCCCUUCGGGGUAAAUCCUAACUUUGUCUUAGAUAAGUGUACGGUACAAUUGGCUCAUUCAUCUCCCUCUCCCCUGUAACUAUUCCCCAAUUUGUUGCUGUAAAUGAGAAUGUGUUCUCAGUCAACUUACCUGCUAAAAUAAAUAAAUUAAAAGUUUAAAGUCCUUAAAUUGUAUCAAACAAUGCCUGGAGUAAAUUAUUAUAUAUUUUUUAUUUAUUUAACCUUUAUUUAACUAGGCAAGUCUGUUAAGAACAAAUUCUUAUUUACAAUGACAGCCUACCCUGGCCAAACCCUAACCCCGACGUGCCAUUUGUGCGCCGCCCUAUGGGACUCCCAAUCACGGCCGGUUGUGAUACAGCCUGGAAUCUAACCAGGGUCUGUAGUGACGCCUCUAGCACUGAGAUGAAGUGCCUUAGACCGCUGCGCCACUGGGGAGCCCUCAAAUUGAAUGGGUAUUGAUGUAUUCAAAGGUAACCUCCCAGUCUGCCACAGGUAUUUACAAUGUCCACUUUGCUUUAGUAGGAUCUGUGGAGGGUGGGUAGACGGAUUGAAAUGUGUCAUAGACGAGAUAUCAGUUUGUCUGAUCCUGAGCACAGUUUAAUGCACCCAUCAAACAUGGAAGGUUUGACAUUCUCGAAUCCAGGUAGAUGUUUUCUUAUACUGAACAAAAAUAUAUAUAUGCAACAUGUAAAGUGUUGAAAUAAAAGAUCCCAGAAAUGUUCCAUAUGCAGAAAAAGCUUAUUUCUCUCAAAUGUUGUGCACAAAUGUGUUUACAUCUCUCUUAAUGAGCAUUUCUCCUUUGCCAAGAAAAUCCAUCCACCUGACAGGUGUGGCAUAUCAAGAAGCUGAUUAAACCGCAUGGUCAUUACAUAGGUGCACCUUGUGCUGGGGACAAGAAAAGGCCACUCUAAAAUGUGCAGUUUUGUAACACAACGCCAUGCCACAGAUUGAGGGAACAUGCAAUUGGCAUGCUGACUGCAGGAAUGUCUACCGGAGCUGUUGCCAAAGCAUACAUUUUUCUACCAUAAACCGCCUCCAACAUAAUUUUUGAGAAUUUCGCAAUACAUCCAACAUCUGGCUUCUUCACCUGUGGUAUCGUCUGAUACCAGCCACACAGAAAGCUGAUGAAACUGAGGAGUAUUUCUGUCUGUAAUAAAGCCCUUUUUGUAGAUAUAAACUCAUUCUGAUUGGCUCCAAUGGCUGCGCCCCUGCCCAUCAUGUAAAAUCCAUAGAUUAGGGCCUACUGAAUUCAUUUCAAUUGACUUGACUUCCUUAUAUCAACUGUGUAACUCCGUAAGAUCAUUGAAAUCGUUGCGUGUUUACAUUUAUGUUACUGUUCAAUAUACAGUCUCUUAUUUGUUAAAAAGUUAUUCCAAGGAAGGUAAUCAUUUCCUCUCAGUUGUUCAAAGGAGGCAAAGACCCCAUCUAAGUAUAAAUUCCCUUUGUUAUGGAUCCCAACCUCUGCCCAGCGAUAAAAUUGUCUAAGUUGGAGGGUGCAAAGGAAGGAUUUCCCACUAUUGGGGGUAGAAAUUAUAUUGGUCUGAGGUCAAAAUGUACCUUAACUUGCUUCCAGAUACGGAUUGUGCUAUAUACAAUGGGAUCGGGUCUAUAAACCGAUUUUCUCAAGGCGUAUAGGGGACAUAAUCACUGGGUAGCAGUCCUCGCACUCCAUAUCAAUCCAGCAGGACAACACAGCAGCGUCAGAGCCAAAACGUCACAGAGUGGAUAUUUGCAGUCCAAUAGUAACAAUCCUCCUUCCAAUUUAGAUUUAAAAAGGUUUUUACUUAUCCUGUGUGCUUUGAAUUCCCAAAUAAAUGGGUUUAUAAUCGAGUCCAGUUGAUUAUUAAAGGACUUCGUCAGAAAUAAAGGGAUAUUCUGGAAAAUAUUUACUGUAUAACAGUUGAGGGAGGAAUACCAUCUUAAUUGCAUUAACUCUUCCCAGUAAAGAUAUGGGGGAAGCGUUUUGUUAGGUGGGCAUUAGGGGAACUAGACUUGGGGUCGAAAUGGAAUUGGGUCACUAUUAUAUGUCACAUGAGGGAGUGCAUGGUUUUCUCUGCACAAGUAUUCCCUGUCUUUAUUUUACAAGAUGUCAGCACCAAAGUGCAUGUAUCGUCUUCCUCUUCACUGUGUGUUUAUGGAUGGGGGAAAACAAGUGGGCUCUAAAUAAGGUUUACAUAAUACAUCCAUAUAUCACUCCGUAACACCUCUAGAAAACCUUUCAUAGACGUAUGUCCACAACAGUCUGCUGACUGGCUUGGAUUUGUGCCAGCCAACUUGCUUACUUAGUAAUACUUCAGAGCUGGCAAAACUGGUUACAAUUAAAUUACAUUUCAACCAAUUUUGCCCUUUUGGUUUUGUCAUAAGGCAUUUACAAACAGUUUCCUCACACUUUAUCAUUACGCCCACAUUUGUAAAUGUUAGUAACCUAGUUAUUCACACAUUUAUAAACUUGUAUAUUUUAACUGAUGUAUUAAUGAUUCAUAAGAUAAUUAAUAAUAUAGGUCCUUAUAAACCAUUUAGUAAUCAUUUGUUUGUCCCUUAUCUAAAGUGAGGGCCUUGCGUUAGUGUUACCAGCACUCAUAAUUCCUUUUAUGAGGCCUACCUCCAGAGGUGGUCAGGAAUAUCGGAUCACAAUGCGUCUUUUAAUCGGCUACACCUGAAAACAUUUUGGGCACAAUCGGAAUGUGGACAAGAUCAGGACAAAGGACGCAUGUUAGUAUCAGGUGUAAAUGGGGACUCUGAUUUCUCUUUCCCAGCUUCACCUCAAACCCCCAGCGCUGUCCGGCAUGUGUGUUUUUAUACUUUCCAAGGGCAGAGCUUUUUACAAACUGGUUUCUUUUAUUAUGCAAUCUAACAAGGACAAAGUAAUAAAACAAUAUUUUAUCAGCC